CAAUUCCCACAAGUUGAACCAAGAAACAAAGAGGAAAAAAAACUCAAGAUAUACAGAGAGAGAGAUGGCUUGUUGGUCAGCUGAAAAUGCCACUAGAGCCUACCUCAAAACCAUGAAAAUGGUAACAAGAGCGAAAGAGCCAGAUGUAGCUGAGUUUGUAUCGGCACUCGCUGCCGGCAACAAUGCACAACUCAUGGUUGUUGCAUCAGCCAAUGCUACCUGCAGCUCCACCACACUGGCAUUGGUGGCCGCAGCCCACCAAACCGGUGGACGGGUUGUCUGCAUCCUGACCGGGACAGAAGAGCUAUGUUUGUCCGCAAAGGCACUAGGUCUUGACGCGAGGCGCGUUGAGUUUGUCAUUGGGGAAGCUCAGUCUCUGCUCAUGAAUGACUACAGGGAAGCUGAUUUUGUGGUCAUCGAUUGCAAUCUCAAGAACCAUGAGAGAAUUUUUAAGGCAGUUGAAGAAGGUAAAAGACAUAAUGGAACCGUUGUUUUGGGGUACAAUGCAUUUUGCAACGACUCGUGGUCGUGGGGUGGGUCAAAAACGCAGUUGUUGCCUAUCGGAGAAGGGUUGCUAUUGACUAGAAUAGCAGCAAAAGCCAAGGUUGGUGGUGGUGGUGGAGGCGGCUUCAGAAAGAGAAGUCACUGGGUUGUGAAAGUAGAUAAAUGCACCGGUGAAGAGCAUGUGUUCAGGGUCAGAUCUCCACAAAUGAAAGUUAUUGAAGGUUAGAGUUAUUGAGGUUUAGUUCCUCAAGGGAAUUUUUUAUCUCAAAAUGUAAAUAGCUAUCAUAUAUAAAUAAAUGCAGCAACCUUCUGGUUUUUUCGACA
Messenger RNA from Camellia sinensis, 828 nucleotides. RefSeq lists its product as uncharacterized. Lineage: Eukaryota; Viridiplantae; Streptophyta; Magnoliopsida; Ericales; Theaceae. The record is from RefSeq and is a predicted model, not a curated record.